Messenger RNA from Arvicanthis niloticus (Nile rat), 3510 nucleotides. It is a transcript of the gene Srbd1, whose product is annotated as S1 RNA binding domain 1. The record is from RefSeq and is a predicted model, not a curated record. Gene Ontology annotation, molecular function: structural constituent of ribosome; mRNA binding. Lineage: Eukaryota; Metazoa; Chordata; Mammalia; Rodentia; Muridae. Gene Ontology annotation, biological process: nucleobase-containing compound metabolic process; translation.
CGGAAGAUUUCUCAACAGAACUCCAGUCUACAGAUUCGCCAAGCCGGAAGAUGCCCUCAUUGCGCAGAAGAGCAAAAAUACAGGCUGAGAAUGCAGAACCCAAAGACGAGUGUUCUUUCUUCUCUGAGUUGUCAUCUGGCUCUGAAGAAGAUAACAAGGAAGAUAGCAUUUGGGAACCUCAGAAGAAAGUCCCCAGAAGACAGUUUGCUUCCAAGGGAUCCAAACGGAAGCAGGGGCCUAGGGUGAAGAAGAGCUCCCAACUGGUGGAUGACAUAUCAAAAGAUGUGGCUGUUAAGGAGGAGUUGAACAGCCCAGUGGCUAUUGUUGAUGUUGAUUUGGAAGAAAAAAAUCACAAGUUGCAUACGACAAAGACUCUGAAAACUGCAGCAAAAAAGCAAAAAAAACCAGGUCAGAAGGCUAUAAAAAGGUUGAAAGUUGAUGAGGAAACCAGCCAAGCCGGCCCCUUUGAGGGUAGAGGCAGUAAUGUGGAGACCCCCUCAACAAGCAUGUGCGGAGAUGUGUGCAAGAAGGAGGAGAUGGAGGACAGCUUCACAUUUGAGCAGUCCCCGGUAAAGAAGAUCAAGACGGAGUCGUGUCCUCAGGGGAGGCCUGCCAGGGUUCCUGGUGCCAGCGACCUUAAGGAGGAGGUGGAAAUGAACUGGGACAUAGUGCAGGUUUUAUCUGAGAGAACUAAUAUUGAACCUUGGGUUUGUGCCAAUAUUAUACGCCUCUUUAAUGAUGACAACACGAUCCCCUUUGUUGUACGCUAUCGAAAAGAGCUCAUUAAUAACCUUGAUGCUGAUUUCCUAAGAGAAGUUCGUCAAACCCUAGAUGAGCUACGGGAUGUUGCAAAGAAGGUUCAUAGUAGAAUCCAGAAAAUUAAGAAGGAGGGGAAGAUGUCUGAGUGCUUGCUACAAGCCUUGUUGAACUGUAAAACAUUUGAAGAACUAGAACAUGUGUCUGCUCCAUAUAAAACAGGAAGCAAGGGCACCAAAGCCCAGAGAGCAAAACAGUUGGGGCUAGAAGAAGCAGCGCGGACUCUGCUGGAGAACCCGGGGCAGCUCAACCUGCUAUCUUACAUCAGGCCUGGUGUUACAGGCCUGUCUGAGCUCAAGGACAUUGAAACAGGAGUACAGCAUAUUUUAGCAGACAUGAUUGCUAAAGACAAAGAUACACUCGACUUUAUUCGGGACUUGUGUAAACAUAGAUACAUUUGUAUCCAGUCAUCUCUUGCAAAAGUAUCUUCAAAAAAAGUAAAUGAGAAAGAAGUUGAUAAGUUUCAGCUUUACCAGAACUUUUCUUGCAACAUAAGAAACAUCCACCAUCACCAGAUUCUGGCCAUUAACCGAGGAGAGAAUUUGAAGAUACUGACAGUCAAGGUCAACAUUUCUGAUGGAGUGAAGAAAGAAUUCUGUCGGUGGUGUAUACAAAACAGGUGGAGGCCACAUGGCUUUGCACGGCCAGAGUUAAUGAAGAUCUUACAUAAUUCACUGGAUGACUCCUUUAAACGCCUCAUUGUUCCUCUCCUCUGUAGAGAGUUCAGAGCCAAACUGACAUCUGAUGCAGAGAAGCAAUCAGUAAUGAUGUUUGGACAGAAUCUCCGCCAGCUUCUUUUAACAAGUCCUGUACCAGGCCGCACCCUGAUGGGAGUAGAUCCUGGCUACAAACAUGGAUGCAAACUAGCCAUCAUUUCACCUACUAGUCAGAUACUUCAUACUGAUGUGGUUUAUUUGCACUGUGGACAAGGCUUCCGAGAGGCAGAGAAGAUCAGGAGGCUUUUGCUGCAUUUCAACUGCAGCACAGUGGUGAUCGGAAAUGGAACUGCCUGCCGGGAAACUGAAGCUUACUUUGCUGACCUGAUAAUGAAAAAUUACUUUGCACCACUGGAUGUUGUUUACUGCAUCAUCAGUGAAGCAGGGGCCUCUAUCUACAGUGUCAGCCCCGAAGCUAACAAGGAGAUGCCGGGGCUAGACCCUAACUUGAGAAGUGCAGUUUCCAUAGCAAGGCGUGUUCAAGAUCCAUUAGCUGAGCUAGUGAAAUUUGACCCGAAGCACAUUGGAGUUGGAAUGUAUCAGCAUGAUGUAUCCCAGACAUUACUCAAGGCAACACUGGAUAGUGUUGUAGAAGAAUGUGUCAGCUUUGUGGGAGUGGAUAUUAACAUCUGUUCUGAGGUUUUGUUAAGGCAUAUCGCAGGACUCAAUGCCAAUAGAGCCAAAAAUAUUAUUGAGUGGCGAGAGAAAAAUGGGCCUUUCAUCAACCGAGAACAGUUGAAGAAGGUAAAAGGGCUUGGUCCAAAAUCCUACCAGCAGUGUGCUGGCUUCGUCAGAAUCAACCAGGAUUACAUCCGGACAUUCUGCAGUAGUCAGCACACUGACUCUUCAGGCCAGAGCCAGGAAGCUACGAAUGAGAAGCUGGGCAAAAAGAAGAACAAAGCAGAUGUCACCUUCGUACCAAACCCACUGGACCAGACUUGCAUCCAUCCGGAAUCCUAUGACGUAGCAUCCAGGUUUUUGUCAUUCAUUGGAGGGACACUGUGUGAGAUUGGAAAGCCUGAAAUGCAGCAGAAAAUAAAUUUAUCUCUCGGGAAAGAAGGUAUAGAGAAAACUGCUGAAAGAUUACAGACGACUGCACACACCCUGCAGGUCAUCAUAGAUGGUCUGAGCCAGCCCAAAACCUUUGACAUACGAACAGACUUUGAUAAGCCUGACUUCAAGAGAAGCAUAGUUUGUCUGGAAGAUCUGCAGGUUGGGACAGUUCUUACAGGCAAAGUGGAGAAUGCCACUCUGUUUGGAGUUUUCGUGGAUAUAGGAGUGGGGAAGGCGGGGCUGAUUCCUAUCCGGUUCAUAACAGAAGCAAAGCUAUCCAAAACAAAGAGGAGAAGAAGCCUAGGCCUGGGCCCUGGAGAAAAAGUGGAGGUUAAAGUCCUCAGCGUUGACAUUCCCCGAUCUAGGAUUUCUCUCGACCUCCUUCGGGUAUUGUGAGUGACCCACUGAAGGCCAAACGCCAAGACACUCCCUCAUUUCUCCAGCCUGAGGAAGAUGAGCCAGAGGUCAUGGAACCUAGAGAGCGGAUGAGAGGGGCUCCUGGGUAGAAGUAUUGAUCACACUAUCCUGACUUCACAAAAAGAGCAAUGGAUGUCCUCACCAGCGUCCUACAGAAGCAGUCUCUGUCUUCAUAAUUCCUCAUUGACCACACUCUCUACAGCAGGUGGCUUCACAUUCUCCUGCUAACAUCUGCUGCCUUAGACCUGGGUUGUCUUGCUUAUUAGAAAUAUGCAGUGUUGAUUGACACAUUGAAAUUAGUGGUCUUUAAUCAUGCCAUUUUAUUGAGGUAUUAUUAGCACUUUUGCUCAUAAUUUAUAAUUUUGGAAUAAUCUUUAUUUUCCUUAGCAAACCAAGUAAAAAUAUACUAGUAAAAGAUUAUCAUGUAUAUAUACCCAUCAACUAAAUCAUUUCAGUGUGUUCCUCAGAACAUGUGUGUUGACCUCUACAAUAAAUGACUGGCUGGUGA